AGCAUUUGGAAGUAACAGGACCUCUUUUUAGCUCUCCGAAGAGUGUAAGGGAAGGAAGGAGCAGCACAUUUCCCAAAGGUCCUGCCCUUUCAUUAAUGAUGGAGAGAAGGAAAUUCAGGAAGUGCAAGCUGAUGAGCAGCUAUGGAAGAGAGUCUGUGAUGGAUUACAACUUCAGCAAACUCUAACUCAAAAAGAACAAUGACAACCAAGAGAUUUAAACCAGAUUUUUCAAUGUACUUCAAAGGAGCUGGAUCUUGUUGUUUGGAGGUUUUUUAAUACUUUAACUCCCUCUGCUGUUAUUACUGAGAAGUUCUUCAACAAUGGGAAAUCAUGUACUGGCAGCUUCCAUUUCCAUGUUAUCCCUUCUGGCAAUAAUGGGAGAUACAGACAGUAAAACAGACAGUUCAUUCAUGAUUGACUCUGACCCAGGUCGCUGUAUGAGGCACCAUUAUGUCGAUUCGAUCAGUCAUCCAUUGUACAAGUGCAGCUCUAAGAUGGUGCUCCUGGCUCGCUGCGAGGGUCGUUGCAGUCAGACUUCACGCUCUGAGCCAAUGGUCUCCUUCAGCACAGUCCUGAAGCAGCCUUUCCGUUCUACUUGUCACUGCUGCCGGCCCCAGACCUCCAAGCUGAAGGCAAUGCGAUUACGCUGCUCUGGUGGCAUGCGGCUUACCGCCACCUACCGCUACAUCCUCUCCUGCCACUGUGAAGAGUGCAACUCCUAGGGAUGCACCCACUGCAGCAGGGAGAGGGGGACACUGAUGUGUGGAAAGACAACCUUCACUAAGGUGUUCUUACAAGGACACUAUUUCAGUGUUAUAAAUUCCAGGGCUAAUCAAGCUAGAAUGGUUUGGGAAACAAAUAAAUUCUCCUACUUGUCUGUGCUGGAACCCCAAGGAUUUAUUUUCAGGAGCCUUUCUUUUUCCUGGGAGGAUAUUUUAGGGUCAUUUUUUCAGACUUCACCUUUCUUUUGCUCUAAGCACAGAGACCUGAUUCUAAUUUUCUGCCAGUGAACAAUAAGGACAAAGAAAGAGAGCAGUGGGUGUCAGUAUGAUGGAGACACUGUUCUAGAAGAGCCCAGGAGGAGUAUGGACCUCAAUUACUGUGCACACAUCCUUAUUCUAUCAUUUUAUUCUCCAUCUCUUACUUACAUUUCUCUUCAAAAUAAACUGUGCUGUUGAUAAAGCCUAUACAUUACUGAUCCAGCGAACAAGUGCUGGAUAACAUUAAUGAUGGUUUAGCUGAAGUUACAAUAAAUAAUUGAAAAG
Molecule: messenger RNA, 1265 nt
Organism: Alligator sinensis (Chinese alligator)
Lineage: Eukaryota; Metazoa; Chordata; Crocodylia; Alligatoridae
Gene: NDP
Product: NDP, norrin cystine knot growth factor
Exons: 4
Coding region: 321-722 (133 amino acids)
Biological process (GO): Wnt signaling pathway
Source: RefSeq, a predicted model, not a curated record